Molecule: messenger RNA, 2546 nt
Organism: Arachis duranensis
Lineage: Eukaryota; Viridiplantae; Streptophyta; Magnoliopsida; Fabales; Fabaceae
Product: putative receptor protein kinase ZmPK1
Exons: 1
Coding region: 12-2516 (834 amino acids)
Biological process (GO): protein phosphorylation; recognition of pollen
Molecular function (GO): protein serine/threonine kinase activity; ATP binding
Source: RefSeq, a predicted model, not a curated record
CAUAUAUAUAUAUGUAUGAAUCUGGUUCAGAACAUAUGGUUUUCUUCAUAUCCUAUCGUCAGUUUGAUUAUUAUUGUUCCUUAAUUUGGCAAAUUAAAGAAGCAAUGGCUAUCCAAGUCCUGCUGUUGCUCUUAACUUGUUUUGCGCCGGCAGCGGCCAAAGACACACUGUCACAAGGCUCCUCUCUUUCCGUGGAGAAGCCAACCACCGACAUCCUGGUCUCCGCCAAUGGUGACUUCUCCGCCGGAUUCUUCCAAGUCGGCGACAACGCUUUCUGUUUCUCCGUGAUGUUCACAAGGUCACAAACACCCACCCCAGUUUGGAUGGCCAACCGCGACCAACCCGUCAACGGAAAAUCCUCAACUCUCUCUCUCUUGAAAUCCGGCAACCUUAUUCUCAUCGACGCCGGAAGAACCCCCUUCUGGUCCACCACCACAUCCUCCUCUUCUGAACUGCACCUCAAGCUCAACAAUAAAGGCAACCUCCUUCUCCAAACUUCACAAGGAACCGUCCUUUGGCAAAGCUUCGAUUCACCAACGGACACCCUUCUUCCCGGUCAAAAACUAACUGAUCAAGCUUUCCUUCUCUCUUCAAGAAGCACAACAAACUUCUCCUCAGGCUUCUACAAGCUCUUCUUCGACACCGACAACGUCCUCAAGUGUCUUUACAAAGGCCCUAACAUCUCCAGCGUGUACUGGCCAACCCCCUAUAACACUGCAAGUACUAACGGAAGAUCCACCUUCAAUAUUUCAAGAAUCGCACUCUUAGAUUCUUACGGAGCCUUCUUAUCCUCCGAUGGCUUCCAAUCCAACUCCACCGAUUACCUCGCCACACUCCACAGAAAGCUCGUCAUGGAUCCUGAUGGAAACCCGCGUAUAUACAGCUUCAACCAGAAUCGUAAGAUGUGGGAGGUAACAUGGCAAGCCAUUAACGCACCUUGUACCGUUCAUGGCCUCUGCGGAGCAAAUAGCUUGUGCGCUUAUCAUCCUGUUAAUGGCAGAACUUGCUAUUGCAUGCAAGGAUUCAAGGUUAAGGAUCCCAAUGACUGGACCCACGGAUGCGUCCCUGAGUUUGACGAAGAACAACUCAGUUGCAGUGGAAAAAAGAAUGCAUCCAUAGAUUUUGUGAUUCUUCCAAGCACGGAGUUUUAUGGCUAUGAGAGCAAAGUUUACAACGUUGCAAGCUUGAUACAAUGCCGGAAUAUAUGCACGCAACUUUGCGAUAAUUGCAAAGGUUUUCAACUCAGUUUCAAUAACAUUCGAACCUAUAAUUGUUACCCUAAGACAGUUUGGCUUAACGGAAGAGAUUCUCCUGAUUUCAGUGGAGACACAUAUUUGAAAUUGCCGAAACAAACUUUAUUGUCUUCCAAGAAGCCUCUCAAACAUUCACCAAUGGAAUGUUCUUCUCGUUUGUCUCAACCUUUGGAUAGAUUCUACCAGAAACCUAGAAGAAACUCCACGUUGAAUUUCUUGCUCUGGUUCGCCAGCGCGGUAGGGGCGCUUGAAUUGACCGCAAUCUUGGCUGUGUGGUUCUUCUUGUUCAGAACCAACAAGCAACCUGAUCAUGAAGAUCAACGGCUACUCCUUUCCGCUACGGGAUUCCAGAGAUUCAGCUAUGCUGAGCUGAAAAGAGCAACAAAAGGAUUCAGCCACAGCCAUGAGAUUGGUCGAGGCUCCGGAGGGGUUGUGUACAAAGGAAAACUAGACGAUGAUCGUUUUGCUGCCAUCAAACUUCUCAGCAGCGACGCGAAUCAAGGAGAAGCUGAAUUCCUAGCUGAGUUAAGCACCAUUGGGAUGUUGAACCACAUGAAUUUGAUUGACAUGUGGGGUUACUGUGUUGAAGGGAAGCACAGGGUGUUGGUUUAUGAGUACAUGGAGCAUGGUUCGUUGGCAGAUUAUCUGUCUUCAAACACGCUUGAUUGGAAGAAAAGGUUUGAUGUUGCAGUUGGAACAGCAAAAGGUCUUGCUUAUUUGCACGAGGAGUGCUUGGAGUGGGUGUUGCACUGCGAUGUGAAGCCGCAGAACAUUCUUCUAGACUCCAACUUCCAACCCAAGGUGGCGGAUUUCGGGCUCUCAAAGCUUCUGAAUAGAGACGAGCGUGCGGGUUCUGGGUUUUCAAGAAUAAGAGGAACGCGUGGGUACAUGGCUCCAGAGUGGGUUUACAAUCUUCCAAUAACUUCCAAGGUGGAUGUUUAUAGCUACGGGAUUGUUGUGUUGGAAAUGGUGACUGGGAAGAGCGCUAUGGAGACUCAUAGUCUUGAUUUGAGUAGUCGGGGAAUUGAGCAGCGGCGGUUGGUGACGUGGGUGAGUGACGUCAUCAACGGUGCUCCCAAGACAGAGUUUUGGGUUGAGGCUAUUGCGGAUCCUAAAUUGGAAGGGGAAUAUGAGAUUUCGCAGGUUGAGGUUUUGGUCAAAGUGGCUUUGCAGUGUGUGCAAGAUGACAUGAAUCAAAGACCCUCCAUGAGCCAAGUGGCGGAGAUGCUUCAGCCCCAUGGAAAAACUAUCCUACUUUGUUAGUAGCUAUUUUAUUUACAACAAUGCUAGGAA